AACAGCUGCGGAGUCCCGAUGAAGAAAGUCGGUGAAGUCAAUGUUCCCAAAACCGAAGAAGAGUUCACCGACGAAGAUUGCAAAAAGAUGGAGCUCAACGCCAAAGCAAUAAACAUGAUUUAUUGUGGUGUUAACGCGGAUGACUACCGCAAAAUCUCAAGGUGUGAAACCGCAAAACAAAUGUGGGAGAAAUUGGAGGUCACCUACGAAGGAACCGCGCAGGUUCGGGAGGCCAAAAUCGACCAUCUUACUCACGAGUACGAACUCUUCUCAAUGAAGGAAAACGAGAAGAUUGAGGAAAUGUUUGAGAGGUUCUCUAACAUCAUUAAUCCUCUCAAUCUUCUUGGGAAGACCUACACCGACCGAGAGCUCGUGAGAAAGAACGAGAAGGACAAGAGGGCACCGAAGAAGCAACGUGCCUACAUCUCUUGGGAGAACGACGGCUCCGGGAGUGAAGACUCAGAAACGGAGGAAGUGGCCAACUUAUGUCUAAUGGCCAUUGAAGAUGGUGAUACAUCAAAAGAG
Cuscuta campestris is the source of this 525-nucleotide messenger RNA. The record is from the annotation of a GenBank genome assembly. NCBI's taxonomy places the organism in Eukaryota, Viridiplantae, Streptophyta, Magnoliopsida, Solanales, Convolvulaceae.